Messenger RNA from Racocetra persica, 957 nucleotides. The record is from the annotation of a GenBank genome assembly. Lineage: Eukaryota; Fungi; Glomeromycota; Glomeromycetes; Diversisporales; Gigasporaceae.
AUGUUGAUUAAAACAGAAGCUAACAGCACCUUGGCUUCGUAUUAUAGAGACCAUAAAGAUGAGUAUAUGUGUUUUAAUUGUUAUAACAUGAUUGUAGUAAAUAGAACAGAUGUUUUUAAGAAACAUGCUAUAGAAUGGGAGAGAAGAUUAAAGAGAUCUAGAGAGGAUAAUAACUUUUCUAUAUUUGAAAGUAUUUCUAUAUUAACUAACAUCAUUUUUGAACGAGAGAAUCAAAGUAUGGCUAUAUCACUUUGGAAUUUAAAAGACGAAUUGGUAGAAAACAAUAACAAUCUUAUGUGGGUGGAUAGCGUUAAUGUUUUAGCACAGUUUUUAUACGAUCGGGAAAAAAAUAAACAAGAACCAGUCAUUUAUAGCUUUAAACAGCUACGAAGAGAAAUAGUAGCUAAGGAUUUUAGGUUAAGUAGUUUUUUUGAUUCAAUUUAUAAUACAUCUCUUCUGGAAAAUAAAAGUACUAAACAUUUAGAUAAGCUAAAUAAAAAAUUAGUAGUAGAAUAUUAUAUUAUUUGUGGCAAUCAAAACUCUAAACUAACGGCAUUUAAAAAAGAUAUAUCACUUUUUAUAGAUUUGAUGGGGGUUUCUACAGAAGCUAUAGAUGCCUUAUCACAUACCAAUAUAACAAUUUCACGAAAUGUUGAUACAAUAGCUAUUCCACAAAUCGCACAAAAUAGUAUAUUAGUUUAUAAUCCAAAACUAAUCGAUUCUGAACUUAUUUGUACUUUUUUAGAUUACUACUAUAUGGAACGAAUGUCUAGAACGUUUAAUGAUCAAUUUUAUUAUGAAGUACCUUCGAAUGAAAAGCUUGAAAAUAUGACUCUUCACAGAUAUGAUGAUCGUAUACAAGAAUGGCGUGAAAAGCAUAAAAUGAAAGACAUAAUUCUCUUAGACUUUUUCGAAUUAAGUCUUAAAGAGAUAGAUUUGUAUAUUAAUGCUUUAUAG